This is a messenger RNA of Brassica napus (rape), 1836 nucleotides long. Its product is annotated as aspartyl protease family protein 2. The coding region runs from base 172 to 1617 and encodes 481 amino acids. Gene Ontology annotation, biological process: proteolysis. The transcript has a single exon. NCBI's taxonomy places the organism in Eukaryota, Viridiplantae, Streptophyta, Magnoliopsida, Brassicales, Brassicaceae. The record is from RefSeq and is a predicted model, not a curated record. Gene Ontology annotation, molecular function: aspartic-type endopeptidase activity.
AAAAUGAGAGUAGAUAUUUAUUUGAAAAAGAAGAAUAUCAUUCACACAUUUCCAUUUAUUACAGAAAAAGAAUAUUAAAAAGGUGUGUCUCUUCAAGAAGACUUAGUUCAAAGUUGAAUUAUUUAUACAGAGACCACUCUCACUGCCAUUUCCCCAGAGAAAACGAGAGAAAUGGAAGGAAGAAGAAAAGCUUUGCUCUUUACUCUCUGUUUCUUCUUCUUCUCUCUACCUUCCUUGUCUUCCCUUCCUGCUUACCAAACUCUAGUUCCCACUUCUCACUCUCUUCCUUCCGCUUCUCCCAUCUCAUUCCAACCCGAAUCCGAACCCGUUUCUGAAUCGUUGAUAGGAUCCGGAUCCGACUCCGAGUCGUCCAUUACACUAAACCUCGACCACAUCGACGCUCUCUCCACCAACAGAACUCCCGAAGAGCUCUUCAGCUCUCGUCUCCAGCGUGACUCCCGGCGCGUGAAGUCAAUCGCUACACUCGCCGCCCGGAUCCCCAGAAGAAACACCACUCAUGCGCCGAGACCCGGCGGAUUCAGCAGCUCCGUCGUCUCUGGUCUCUCUCAGGGAAGUGGAGAAUACUUCACGCGCCUCGGUGUCGGAACUCCGGCGAGAUAUGUCUACAUGGUGCUCGACACCGGAAGCGACAUCGUCUGGCUCCAAUGCGCUCCUUGCCGGAGAUGCUACUCUCAGUCCGACCCGAUUUUCGACCCGAGAAAGUCCCGGACCUACUCGACGAUCCCCUGUUCUUCGCCUCUCUGCCGCCGGUUAGACUCCGCCGGAUGCAACACGCGCCGCCGGACUUGCCUCUACCAAGUCUCGUACGGCGAUGGUUCUUUCACCGUCGGCGAUUUCGCCACCGAAACGCUGACGUUCCGUCGAAACCGCGUUAAAGGCGUCGCCGUCGGGUGUGGUCACGACAAUGAAGGUCUCUUCGUCGGAGCCGCCGGUUUGUUAGGUCUCGGGAAAGGUAGGUUAUCGUUUCCCGGUCAGACCGGUCGCCGGUUUAAUCAGAAGUUCUCUUACUGUUUAGUCGACAGAUCCGCUUCCUCCAAACCUUCCUCCGUCGUCUUCGGAAACGCCGCCGUUUCGCGAACCGCGAAGUUCACGCCGCUCUUAUCGAAUCCGAAGCUUGAUACAUUCUACUACGUCGAGCUGCUCGGAAUAAGCGUCGGAGGGACGCGCGUCCCCGGCGUAGCCGCUUCUCUUUUCAAACUCGACCCGAUCGGUAACGGUGGAGUCAUUAUCGACUCGGGUACCUCUGUGACCCGGCUGGUCCGACCCGCUUACGUUGCUAUGAGAGACGCGUUCCGGGUCAGAGCCAGGAGUUUGAAACGAGCGCCGGACUACUCUCUCUUCGAUACGUGUUUCGAUCUCUCUCAUCAAAACGAGGUUAAAGUUCCGACGGUGGUUCUACACUUCCGUGGAGCUGACGUGUCACUUCCGGCGACUAAUUAUCUGAUUCCGGUGGAUACUAACGGCAAGUUCUGCUUUGCAUUUGCCGGUACGAUGAGCGGGCUAUCCAUCAUCGGGAACAUCCAGCAGCAGGGUUUCCGGGUCGUUUACGAUUUGAUGGGUUCCCGAGUCGGGUUUGCUCCAAGAGGAUGUGCUUAAUCCUGACCCGACCCGAUCCAGUACGGAUAAUGUACUUUGUUUCCUUUUUUCAAAUUUCAUGUAUUAGACGAGACCUUUGUUUUUCGGACAAGUGAAUCUUUAGCGGUUGAGUUUAAAUACGUGUUGAUAAAACUUCACGUGUUGUCGGCUGUAUUAUUAGCGUCUUAAAUGUUUUUCAACUCUUGGGCCAAAGGGAGCGUGCAUGAUCUUUUUUAAUUA